Messenger RNA from Blepharisma stoltei, 2232 nucleotides. Lineage: Eukaryota; Ciliophora; Heterotrichea; Heterotrichida; Blepharismidae. The record is from the annotation of a GenBank genome assembly.
AUGAUGGAUAGAUACAAAAUUGUCUGGCAACAUCCAGAUAUCAAAAAACCUGAAAAUAGAGACUGACCUCAACGAUUUUUCUUUGCGCACGAAGUAAAAGUAUUUUCAGACAUUGGUGAAGCAGCUGACUUUUUUGCUACAACAAGCGACAAUUGGAUUUUACUUAUUUCUGGGUCAAACGGUUACGAGCUUGCUAAUCGAGUUUACAACUCACCAAAUCUAUUAAUGUCAAGGUUAAGGUUACUCUGGCUAAAAGUGGGUAAACCUACUAGCCGUCGUCUAUUUGACUCCAAAAGGUGCCCUUUUGGAUAUCUGAGCUGAACUGCCUGUCCACGGGAUUAGCUCCAUAGGGCGCACUACUGUCUGUGAGGUGCCCCGAUGAUCCCAAUAAGGAUAAAUAUGGUAGGCAAAACCUGCCUAGCCAAUGGUAAGGACAGGAAAACCUUUGGGGAGAAAGCAAAACUUCCCCCUUCCGAAGUAAACCCAAUCCUGAAGGCCUAUUUCAAAGAGAAACAGAAGACCUAUUUUCAAGGUCCCACAUGCUCCAUAGGAGUCCACCUCAGGCUCAAAUUUCUUUCAGUGUCAUCAUUUUAUUUGCAUCCAAAUCUAUUAGGUAUAGUUAUUUUUAUCGGGCCUGAUCCUUAUGAUAUGGAAUGAGCACAAAAUUUCCCUCUUAUCAAAGUUAUUAAAGGCUUUGGCUUUAAGCCAGCUUUAGAUGAGAUUAAAAAUAUAUGAAACAGAUAUGUAACUAGCUCAGCUCUGCAAGCUGUCCCUAAUCCAAGUGCAGCUGUUGGCCAAUUAAUCUCUGCAAUUAAUCCUAAUCACUCCUCAGAAUCUCAAGUAAAAGCCAAAAAAAAUUACUACCACUGGCAAGAUGAGCUUGAGAUGGGAUUUUUACAACUCUGCAAGCUUACUAUGAAAACCUCCCAGAUUAAUCGUCAAGCUGUAUUUAAUGAACUUCUCUGCCUUUUACAAUCACAAAAUAAAAGAGCAAAGCUUGAAAAUAAGUAUAGCAGGUACCCUAAUGAUUUAUUAAAGUCAUUUGUGACCGUUUAUUCAUCAAAUUUGAUAUAUAACCAGCUGAAUGACUGCUACGCUUCUAAUAACUAUAAAAGCGUGGUAAAUAUUACAACAGCUUGUGUCCUACAACUAAAAGAUAGAUAUGAAUUAAAGCUGCCUCCAGGCAGAGUGCUUUAUAGAGGGGCAAAUAUCCCUGAAGAAGAUUUAAAGAGUUAUCAGGUUGGGAAAACUGGCUUUUGGAGUGCGUUUACAAGCACUUCUAAAGAGCGAGCAGUUGCAAGAAGUCCAGCUUUCGGAGGAAAUGUGCUGUUUAGAAUUCAGUUAUCGAAAAAGAAUGCGCAUCCUCAUAUGUGUAUUGAGGAUUGGUCUGUAUACCCUGAUGAAAAAGAAGUGCUACUGCUACCUUAUUUUCCUUUGGUUAUUAAAUCAAUUCAACUAAAACAAUCUAGUGGCGGAAAUUACACUGAAAUAAAAGUAAAACAAGAUAAAAAUCAUCCUUCUCUAGCUUUCAAUAAUGAAAUUCUUAUUAAUUACUGAAGAGGACGUAUAGAAAACGAAAUUUCAAUCCCAGUCAACAACUAUUGUCAAAGAAUCAGAGAAAAAGUUGCAAACUCUGUUGAUUUAUUAUUAUAUUUUAAAUCAGCUGGGUGGGAGCAUGAAGAUGUUCCUCAGUUUGAAAAAGAUUUGAGGAAUGUCAUCAAAAAUUGCUACAAUAAAAAUAAAGCCUGUAUAGAAGAAUCCAUGAAAAGCUCUGAAGAUAGUUCGUCGUUAUUUACUUAUUGGGGUGUCAUGAAAAGCGAUAUAGAAGAUUCUAUAAUUGACCACAUUACAGCUAAUAUAGAAAAAGUGUUUGAAUUUGAAUUUGAGAGAAUUAAGAAAAAUAUUGUCAAGAUAAUCAGCAACCAAGCAUUCACAUCCUUUUAUAUUCCACAUCAAACACUCAAAGAGGCGACUUCUUCUAUAUUUCAUUAUGCGGGAGGAGUCAGUUUUACAGCCCAGCCAAAAGCGCUGCUCGAAGAGUUCAAAAAGGGUGACUCUGGGGGAUAUUUAGAUACUUUUAUCAAUGCAAUUGUAAAGAUAAUGAAAUCAGCUGUAAUGAUUUAUGAAAACUCUAUUAAACUGACGACUGAAAAACUCCGAGGUGAGCUAAGAAGCCAAUUAGAAACUUUAGAAGGAGAAAUAAAGAGGUCAUUAGAAUCGGUACUUCUUUAG